Messenger RNA from Williopsis jadinii, 368 nucleotides. RefSeq lists its product as uncharacterized. The record is from RefSeq and is a predicted model, not a curated record. The coding region runs from base 102 to 317 and encodes 71 amino acids. NCBI's taxonomy places the organism in Eukaryota, Fungi, Ascomycota, Saccharomycetes, Phaffomycetales, Wickerhamomycetaceae. The transcript has a single exon.
CUUAAGGAAGAAGGAGGAGGAAAGGGGGAAAGAAAGAAGGGAUUGAAAUUUCCCCCCCUGUUUUAAAGAGAAAAAAACCUGUGAACAGCAGCUGCUAUAUUAUGUACAAGGGGGUGUGGGCGGGCUGGCAGUGGCUCUGUCUGCAAAUCUCCCUUGGACAACCGCGGAGGGAGGGCCAAAUUUUGGAAUUGCACAGGCUUAGGCAGGCAGCCCUUUUCGCCCAUCUCCUCUCCCCCCCCCUACAAAGUUCGACAGGUUUGCUGAUUGUUAAGGGAAAUUACGCCACUUGGUUGCGUUCCAUGCAUACUUUGGCAUGAUUUUUCGUUCCAUACGCUACUGGUCUUGCGAUUAUUGAAAAUGACUAUACU